UGCAGGCCUCCAGAAUUUGUCAGCUGGAAGUUUAGAGUGUUUACAGUAACUUGUUGAAGAUCUAUCUAGAUUAAAAAUAUAUUACUUGAGAAAUAUAUGACGUUAUUUACAACAUAUAUUUAAACAUAGUUGAGUUUAUAUGAAGAUUUAAAAAACCUGUUACUAUUUUUGUUUUAUUUUUUGUCCAAUCAGCAAUAUGACUCAAACUGAGAACUGAAGCCCCAGAUACUAUUAAAAAUGUAACAUUAUGUACUUGACUAACCCGGCAUGAAGAAAGCAAAUUGACAUUUUAUCCCCCCUGCAGAUUCGGAAGCCUUUCCCGAUCGGGUGAGGGUUAAAAUCAUUCCUGGAGAUUUAUUCCUCAGCCCAUUUGGAAGCUUGCCAUCCUUCAUGUGUGUGAGGUCUGUGAUACAUGAAGAGCUACCCUUAUUUCAGGCUGGACGUCUAUCACCCUGCUGUAUGGAUGGAAAUGGAGUUCGACUAACUGGUGGAUCGUUGGUGUCUCGGGUGUCUGUAGGUGUUGAUUCACAGUAUGCACUCAGCUCCCUCUCCCUCCCUGCCUGCCUUCUUUCGCUGUUUCUCGGUUGUCUGUUUUCUACAAGUGGGCUAAGGGAAGUGUUGAGGGGGCGGAUAGUCUUGAUUUUCUCUACAUCGUGCUUAGCCAAUAACUGCUGUGCACAUCUCAGCUGGCAGACAUUUAAAAGGGAGACAGUCCGGCGCUGUAGCAAUUUGUAUUAAACCCCCUGGCCCCUGUCUAUGGAGCGCUUAGUCUCCCACCCAUCCACAGUCCCACCAGAGCACAGUCGACAGCAGUAGGUACCUAUCAUCUCGGAAGGUGCCGCAGAGAAGCUCGAGGACCAGAUCAUCGCACUUGUAGCAGCAGUCUUGCAUAGCAGGAUGGCCAACUCCACGCGUAUCUUCUACAGUAUGGUUUUCAUCAUUGGGCUGCUCUCCUCUCCGGUGGAUUCAAAAAGAAACAGAGGUUCACAAGGCGCCAUUCCUCAUCCUGACAAAAGCAACCCAAACGAAUCGGAGCAGCAACCGCAGACUCCGCAGGCGGGCUCGGGCUCCCGCCAGAGGCCGGGCUCAUCCUCACCGGCCGACGAAGUGCUGGAGUCCAGCCAGGAAGCUCUACAUGUGACGGAGCGCCAGUAUUUGAAACGGGACUGGUGCAAAACACAACCGCUCAAACAGACCAUCCACGAGGAGGGCUGCGUCAGCCGCACCAUCAUCAACCGCUUCUGUUACGGACAGUGCAACUCCUUCUACAUCCCCAGGCACAUCCGGCGGGAGGAGGGCGCCUUCCAGUCCUGUUCGUUUUGUAAACCGAAGCGUUUUACCACCAUGACUUUCACAUUGAACUGUCCGGACCAGCAGCCGCCCACCAAGAAGAAGCGCAUCCAGCGCGUCAAACAGUGCCGCUGCAUAUCCAUAGACCUGGACUAAAACACAGCAAUUAUGUGUGUGUGUUUCAUGUCUUCUCCUUUUUCUUCUCCUUCUUCUUCUUAGUGGACUUGAUAGCUGUCUCACAGCCAAGAAAUUGUGCUUGUCUCCAUCUGGAGAUAAGCACCGCACACGCUGAUACUUACGUUUCUCCUGUACAGCACGUGAGUCAAUAUGGACAUGCAACUUAAAACAAAACAAAAAACGUAAAAAGCAACUUGUUACACAUCACCAGACUCAAAAAAAAAAGAAAAAGAAGAUCACUGCACGGAAACUCUGACUUGGAAUGGGCAUGCUUUACGCACGGCUUCCUCGCCCCCACAGGACUGCAGAACACCGGUUUUAUUUAACUGCUCCAAAACAGUCGUUGUGACUGUUAAACGUCUCCGUCCAUCCUGCAUUUUACGCAUAUGUGUUUGCUAAACAGGAUGUUUCCACUGUGUGGAAUUUGAUAGGCGAAUGACUUUAUUUGUAAAAGGAGAAAAAAUGAUUUUAUUUCGAUAUUUCAAGAAUCGUUCAAGGUUAACCUAAUUGAUUUCUGUGAAUUUCGAAGUCCAUUAGUGAAGUUCUCUUUCUAUUUUUUUUUUUUUUUUUGGAAGUUGUGAGCUUAUUCAAAUAUAAAAACUGCGGCUUCUGAAGUUAGUUUAAAUGGAAGUGUACAGUGGUGGCUUAUACAUUAUCGAGGUGAAAUAGUUGUAAAAUGUUAAGCCAUUUUUGAUGUAACCCAUUUGUUUAUUCAUUUGAUUAAAUUAUCCACGAAAACUAAAUAAAUGGAUGCUGGAA
Messenger RNA from Oreochromis niloticus (Nile tilapia), 2226 nucleotides. It is a transcript of the gene grem1b, whose product is annotated as gremlin 1b. The record is from RefSeq and is a predicted model, not a curated record. Lineage: Eukaryota; Metazoa; Chordata; Actinopteri; Cichliformes; Cichlidae. Bases 898 to 1446 code for a protein of 182 amino acids. The transcript is spliced from 4 exons. Gene Ontology annotation, molecular function: receptor ligand activity; BMP binding. Gene Ontology annotation, biological process: animal organ morphogenesis.